AUGUGGACGGUGUCUUCAUCUCCUCAGCCUAACGACACUGACUGUUCAACCACAGAGGGAGUGUGUCCACUUCGCUGUGACAGCUACGAUAUCGCCUGCUAUCUGAUCGACAACAAUGGUUUCGUCAUCAUUUCUAAGGAGCGCAAUGACGCUGGGCGGUUCUUCGGGGAGGUGGAUGGAUCUGUGAUGACGACACUGAUCAGGAUGGGCAUGUUCAAAAGGGUGUCUUUGUUUGACUACCAGGCUAUGUGUAAGAUGAACCACCAUUCAUCCAACAGUGCACGGCCACUACUCAGUCCGUUCUAUGGGUUGGCUUCUGCCCUCAACUGGUUUCUCUCCAACUUGCUGCUCUUCCUGUUGGAGUUCAAUCUCUGUGGCCUUUGGCACGCGGACCAUUUCGCUGACGCCAAGGCCUCGUUCUCCGUGUCCUCCUCCCAUAAGAAGCGCGGGGACAUCCUUCAGCCGUGUGACACAGAGUACCCCAGCUUCCUGCACGAGCCGUCAAUCAAAGAGACCAACAGCCUCAUCAAGUGUGGCCGAUGCCAGAAGAUGUUCGUGGUGCAGCAGGUCCCAGACAGCAACCUGCUGAUGCUGGUGGUACAGGCUGACUGUGACUGCUCCAGGCAGUACCCUCCAAUCACCAUGGAGCCCAUGGAGGUCAAAUAUAUCGCCUCGGUGAAGUGCAACAGGAUGAAGUCGCAGAAGGUCCGCCGACGCCCGGAGUCCUGCCACGCCUACCACUCACAGGAGAACGCCAAGGACUGCGGCGGGGCCUGCGUCAUCUCUCUCUCCGUGUCGCUCUUCCUCCUCUGUCUCUCCUCCUCCACGCUGAUCUCUCGAUGACCGGGGUCUUCGUCGUCUGGUUCGGGCGAUAUCGUGCAAUGUCACACCUUGGACAUUGUUUACACUGCAGGUUACUAUGAAACUUCUCCCACCGGGGGAUGAACUGAACCGUCCUUCGUGGAUACGUGCACUUCCGGUCCGCCGUGGAGGAGCUGCCGUCAGUCAAACAUUGGGAACGGGACGUGAUCACCCCCUGCUGGAGAGACAGUGAAACAACAGGUCGGGUUUGAGAUGAUAUCCUGAACUGAAGGGCAGCAGUGCUCCGCUCUGAAGUCACCUGCCCAGGGAGGGAUCAGAGACGAUCAGACGACUGGUUGCAGCGGCCUUUGAAUGUAAAUAAAUAGUGAUCAUGGCACCCAGUCUCCCUGGAGUUUUACACAUUGUCCAAUCAGCAACGACUUGCCUCUGAGGAAGGAGCAGCCACUUCCAGGAGGAAGUGAUCUCUGUAUGAUUUGCUGUUGUUUGCAUUUACUUCUGCAUUCCUUGGUGGUCAAGGGCUGGAGGCUCAAUGCUUAGAGUAGGAUUCUGAAUUCCUUUGUUUUUUCUUUAUGUUUAAUAGAAAUACCGUAGUAAAACGGCUCAGAUAUGACCACAUUGGCAAGGGCUGUGGGUGACACAUUUUUAGCAGCAAAAAAUAUGAAUCAGCAUAUAAUUAUUGCAACAAAAAAACUCUUGAUAAUGUCAAUCCCUUUCAAAAUGUUGCUGUCUGUCCAAAUGUCUGUCUGUGGGCCAGUGUGCAUAGUGAGCACAGACAUUGAAACCCCUUUAAAACAUUGUUUUGGAAAGAAAUAUAUGAUCAUUUACAUUUCUACUUUCUCAAAUAUAUUUCUUUCUUUCUUUUUUUUUUUACAUCUGAGCAAGACUGAAUGUAUGUGUGCACUCAGUGGCUCAAUGCAUUUAACGGAUUCCCCUGACAUAUGAUUAUGGAGCAGUCUUUACAACUCUGAUUCUGAUUGCACUCAUUCAUUAUUGUAUGUCUACUUGCAUGUUUUAAACAUAAGCGAUUUUGGGCAACAAGUGGCAACCUAGCGCUUUAAAAAACAAUAGUCAUGAGAUUUUGUGCUUGCCUAAUUUAAUUUUGCAUGCAUUCAGGAUUAUCUGAUUUCACUCUUAAUUUAUCUGGAAUGUGUGUGUGUGUAAAAGAGUGUGUGUGUGUGUGUGUGUGAGAGAAAGAGACAUGCAUGUGGCGUGCAUGUGUUUAUGCUAGUGUGUGUGUGCGCAUGUGCUUGCGUGUGUGUGCGGAUGUGUUUGUGGUAAUGCAGGUGUGUUUCGUGCAGCAGGUAGUCCAGGCGCUGCAUAAUGUAAACCUUCUGUGUCUUGCUGAGAAUACAAAAAAACAUGUUUCUCUUUCUGCACCGCAUUGUAUAAUUUUACUUUAAAUGUAAUCCUUUGAUUUAAGUCUGUAUUAAGAAGUAAAUUGG
Molecule: messenger RNA, 2264 nt
Organism: Gadus chalcogrammus (walleye pollock)
Lineage: Eukaryota; Metazoa; Chordata; Actinopteri; Gadiformes; Gadidae
Product: voltage-dependent calcium channel subunit alpha-2/delta-4-like
Exons: 12
Coding region: 1-843 (280 amino acids)
Cellular component (GO): voltage-gated calcium channel complex
Molecular function (GO): voltage-gated calcium channel activity
Source: RefSeq, a predicted model, not a curated record